Botrytis fragariae is the source of this 630-nucleotide messenger RNA. RefSeq names its product putative 37s ribosomal protein rsm22 protein. The record is from RefSeq and is a predicted model, not a curated record. Bases 1 to 630 code for a protein of 209 amino acids. NCBI's taxonomy places the organism in Eukaryota, Fungi, Ascomycota, Leotiomycetes, Helotiales, Sclerotiniaceae. The transcript has 3 exons.
AUGGCGGUACAUAUCGAAUCGUCUAUGCAGUUUAGCAAAUUGCUAGGCUCAUCAACUAUAGUUGUUUCCGAUUUUUAUGCGGACUGGUGCGGACCCUGCAAAGCCAUCGCCCCAACCUAUGAAUCUUUAGCUACCAAACACUCGAAGCCAAAUCGUGUUACAUUUACGAAAGUUAAUGUAGAUAAUCAGCAGUCCAUAGCUCAGCGAUAUGGAGUUAGAGCCAUGCCAACCUUCCUCAUCUUUCGAUCUGGCGCUGUCAUCGAAACCAUUCAAGGCGCAGAUGUUCGUAAGCUCACGACCGCCAUCGAGAAUGCUGUGAAACUAGCCGGUGCACCGAAGCCAUCCUUUUCCAGCCCAGGACAAACACUGGGCGGAUCUGCCCCUACGCGCUCCACGAUGGCAAGGCAAUUUAGCUUUGAUAGGCUACUCCACGAUAUUAUUGCAUUCUUCGGACUUUACCUCUAUUCCCUGUUCUCAUUUGAUGCAUAUACCGCAGCAGAGAACUCACCAUUCAAUAUUCACAAGGUCCCUGCUGCGCCGGCAGCAAAAACACCUGGUGGAAGAGCUGGAGCAGCUACUCAGGUCGGAAAGAAAGUAGGGACUAUCGCUGACUUAGCGGGCAAAGACUGA